AUGUGGCUCGUCUGGGCCUUUGACAUGCUGAAAACAGGAGCAAGCGAAGGCAGCACGUCCAUGCAGGUCGUCUGGGCCUCUGUCAUGCUCGCCUGGGAUGGGAGAGGAGAGGAUGGGGAGAGGAGAGGAUGGGAGAGGAGAGGAUGGGAGAGGAGAGGAGGGGGAGAGGAGAGGAUGGAAGAGGAGAGGAUGGGGAGAGGAGAGGAUGGGGAGAGGAGAGGAUGGGGAGAGGAGAGGAUGGGGAGAGGAGAGGAUGGGGAGAGGAGAGGAUGGGGAGAGGAGAGGAUGGGGAGAGGAGAGGAUGGGGAGAGGAGAGGAUGGGGAGAGGAGAGGAUGGGAGAGGAGAGGAUGGGGAGAGGAGACGAUGGGGUGAGGAGAGGAUGGGGAGAGGAGAGGAUGGGGAGAGGAGAGGAUGGGGAGAGGAGAGGAUGGGGAGAGGAGAGGAUGGGGAGAGGAGAGGAUGGGGAGAGGAGAGGAUGGGUGAUCGAGGCUAUAGAGGGAAAUAAGGGAGAGGGCGAUCGGGAAGGGAAACAGGGGGAUCUUGUUGAGACGGAAUGGAGUGAGGCGGAAAGGGGUGGGGAGGAGAUGGGGUGGGGCAGACUGGGUUGGGGCGGAAUGGGGUGGGGCGGAAUGGGGUGGGGCGGAAUGGGGUGGGGCGGAAAGGGGUGGGGCGGAAAGGGGUUUGGGCGGAAAGGGGUGGGGCAGAAAUGGUGCCUCCCACGGUGUCGCGGCGCCCCCGACUCAGCACGACGACUCGCCCCCACUCCUCCACCUCGCGUCCACCCCAUCCCUGAGGGCAAGGGAUGGGAUGGGGUUGACGGGGGAGAGGCGGGGAUGGUGACGCGGGGAGGGGCACACAGGGCGGGUUUCCGCAUCAUUUACAGCAACAGCAGCAAGGAUGGGGAGGUGAGGGAUGGGGAGGAGAGGCAUGGGGAGGUGAGGGACGGGGAGAUGCGGCAUGGGGAUGUGAGGGAUGGGGAUGUGAGGGAUGGGGAUGUGAGGGAUGGGGAUGUGAGGGAUGGGGAGGUGAGGGAUGCGGAGGUGAGGGAUGGCUCUGCACCUGGAAAUAAACCGUUGCCCUGUCGUACGCUGCAUGCGCUGACUCUAACUCCAGCCUGA
Molecule: messenger RNA, 1119 nt
Organism: Closterium sp. NIES-65
Lineage: Eukaryota; Viridiplantae; Streptophyta; Zygnematophyceae; Desmidiales; Closteriaceae
Source: the annotation of a GenBank genome assembly